This is a messenger RNA of Quercus robur (English oak), 876 nucleotides long. RefSeq lists its product as uncharacterized. The transcript has a single exon. Gene Ontology annotation, molecular function: catalytic activity. Lineage: Eukaryota; Viridiplantae; Streptophyta; Magnoliopsida; Fagales; Fagaceae. The record is from RefSeq and is a predicted model, not a curated record. The coding region runs from base 1 to 876 and encodes 291 amino acids.
AUGAGGCUUUUAAGUUGGAACUACCAAGGGCUUGGGAACCUUUGGACAGUUCAAAGCCUUCACAAAUUAGUGAGGGAACAAGCUCCCGAUGUAUGCUUCUUAAUGGAAACAAGGUUGGAUCGAAGUGGUUUUGAGAAGAAUUGUGGUGAUGUACCUUUUAAAAAUAAAUUGAUAGUGAAAAAGCCAAAUUCGGGUGGAGGGUUGGCUUUGCUUUGGAAGGAGGAGGUGACUUUGGAUGUGAUUAAUUUUACUGAUAAUCAUAUUUUGGCUAAGGUGGUGGAAAAUGAUGGUUUUGUGUGGCAUCUUACAGGGUUUUAUGGGUGGCCGGAGGCAAAUGAAAAGAGGAAGUCGUGGGCACUUCUAUCUCAUUUAAGGACUCUUGUUGAAGGUCCUUGGUGUUGCAUUGGUGACUUCAAUGCUAUACUUCAUGCAUCGGAGAAACAGAGUGUCAAUGAACCUUACUAUAAUCAGAUGGAGGAUUUUCGGGUUGCUUUGGAAAAUUGUGAGUUGACAGAUUUGGGUUUUAUUGGGCAUAAGUUCACUUGGACAAACAGGCAGCUAGGUUCAGCUCAUACAAAACAACGGUUGGAUAGAGCUACUGCUAAUAGAGGAUGGACUGAAAAGUUUCCUGCAAGUUCAGUUUCCCAUUUGUUCAGCCAUGCUUCUGACCACAUUCCUAUUCUUUUGACAACCAUGAAUGAUAGGCAGCUUAGGGGUAGGGGGCCUAGUGGUUUCAAAUUUAAGGAAUGCUGGUUGUUAUGGGAUGAUUGUGAGGAGGCUGUGCUUGAGGCGUGGACAAAAGGAGGGCAUGGUAGCUCGGGUUUGAGUGGUUUGAGGGACCAAAUCCAAAUUUGUGGGGCUGAUUUGUAUGCGUGA